Molecule: messenger RNA, 2473 nt
Organism: Lemur catta (Ring-tailed lemur)
Lineage: Eukaryota; Metazoa; Chordata; Mammalia; Primates; Lemuridae
Gene: FA2H
Product: fatty acid 2-hydroxylase
Exons: 7
Coding region: 74-1192 (372 amino acids)
Biological process (GO): fatty acid metabolic process; lipid biosynthetic process
Cellular component (GO): endoplasmic reticulum; membrane
Molecular function (GO): heme binding; fatty acid 2-hydroxylase activity; iron ion binding
Source: RefSeq, a predicted model, not a curated record
GCUGUUAGAGGCGCCUGGGUGAGGCCACCCAGCAGUCGCCCGGGCUCCGAGCCGCGAGCUCCAGUCUCCAGCCAUGGCCCCCGCUCCGCCCCCUGCCGCCUCCUUCUCGCCCUCCGAGGUCCAGCGGCGCCUGGCGGCCGGCGCGUGCUGGGUCCGCCGCGGGACCCGCCUCUACGACCUCACCAGCUUCGUGCGGUAUCACCCGGGGGGCGAGCAGCUGCUGCGGGCGAGGGCCGGCCAGGACAUUAGCGCCGACCUGGACGGGCCACUGCACAGGCACUCGGCCAACGCGCGCCGCUGGCUGGAGGAGUACUACGUGGGCGAGCUGCAAGGGGACCCGCAGGGUUUGACGGAGAGUGAGGCUGUAGCUUCUGAAGAAACGGAAAAGACAGACCCUGACAUUGUACCAAGGCUCAAAGAGGUGGACUGGGACAAGGACCUGGUAGACUGGCAAAAACCUCUCGUGUGGCAGGUGGGCCACUUGGGAGAGAAGUAUGAUGAGUGGGUCCACCAGCCGGUGACCAGACCCAUCCGCCUCUUCCAGUCAGACUUCGUUGAGUCCCUCUCCAGGACUGUCUGGUACAGUGUCCCCAUCGUCUGGUUGCCCCUGAUGCUGUACCUCAGCUGGUCCUACUACCACAUCCUGGCCCAGGGCAACGUCCGACUCUUCACGUCCUUCACAACAGAGUACUCAGUGCAGGUAUCCGGGUCCAUGUUCCCUGGCCUCUUCAUGCUGGGCGUGCUUUUCUGGACCUUGGUCGAGUACGUCAUCCACCGUUUCCUAUUCCACAUGAAGCCCCCCACCAACAGCUAUUACCUCAUCAUGCUGCACUUCGUCUUGCACGGCCAGCACCACAAGGCGCCCUUCGACAACUCCCGCCUGGUCUUCCCCCCUGUGCCAGCUUCUCUGGUGAUCGCCUUCCUCUACACAGUCUUACGGCUCCUCCUGCCCGAGGCAGUGGGGGGCACUGUGUUUGCAGGGGGCCUCCUGGGCUACGUGCUCUACGACAUGACCCAUUACUACCUACACUUCGGCUCGCCGCACAAAGGCUCCUACCUGUACAGCAUGAAGACCUACCACGUCAAGCACCACUUUUCACAUCAGAAGUCAGGAUUUGGCAUCAGCACUAAAUUGUGGGAUUACAUUUUCCACACCCUCAUCCUGGAGGAACCUCACCCGAAGACACAGUGACAACUCCUGCCCUUCCGUCCUGCCCCCAGCCUGGCCCUGGACCCUGCUUGGCCCCCACGUCCCCCAUCCAGACCCUGCUAAGAAGGUUGGCUCUGCCAGCAGGAUGGGCUCUGUCAGGCUUGGGGCUUGGUGGAAGGUGUGGAGGGGACCCUGGGUCAGGACCGCCCUCCCAACUCACCCCAAGAGGGGCCCACCCACUUGGUGGCCAGAUGGCCCCCAGGACCAGGCCAUUCCUGGAGCACCCUUGCCUGGAGCCGAGCCCACAGGACUGCUUUGGGACUUGGCCAAUGGUAGCCAACCCAAGGGGAAUGAAGAAAACUGACCCCUGGGGCCAUGCCUGUUUCCCACCUGUGCCUUAGUGCCUUGGGCUCCCUAGGAGCCUCCCCUUGAGGUCUAGCUCUGUGUUCACAGCAAGGGGUAGGUCUAUGGGGCCUGUGGCCCCGUCUUCCCCUCCUGCCCUUCCUGGGGAGGGUUUGGUGGCUCUGAGGUGGAAGGACUCUCACAAGGGGAGACAGCAUGAAGUCUCCGACAGGCCACCCCCAGGCCCCAGGGCAGCCCCUCUGGCCACUGCCAACACAAAUGCCAGCUGUACUGCCAGCUGCCCCGGGCUGCCAUGCAUCAGUGCUCACACGGCCAACCCUCACCUGCCUGUGCUGUCAGGCCCGGGUGGCAGGUGGGAGCCCUGGCCCCUUUCUGCAGGAACCACCAGCUGCUCUAGCCAUGCGUCCCCUGCCUCCGGAAUCACAACACUUGUCCCCAAGGGCAGUGGAAGAGGCCUCUCUGUUGGUGGCAGCCCCACCCUGUCCGUCCCUGGCCAUUCUUGGCCUCCACCUGGCACAGGUGGGCCCCCGCCCCCAACUCAGGACCCUCCCAGCAGUGCCUUAUCUCCCUGGCAGACAAGGUUCCCAGCCCUUCCUCCUUGUAACCAAAACCCUCACUGUUCCAAAGAGGGUCUUAUUUAUAAACGGUAUAAAUAUUCUUUGGCCCCAGACCAAGUAGCCGGUCAGAUGGCCCUUUCUAAUCCUACAUGUUGAACUUAUGUAAAAAAUUGUUUCCUCCUGGUAUGUUGUGCCCUUCUUACCCACACACCAUUACUACUUGAAACUUUUUAAAAACUCGCUGAGUGUAAAAGCUAAAAAGAAGCAGUUCGACCGAUCUUGUGAUUUGUACUGUUUACUAUGGAGCUAUUUAAAGAUUUUGGAAUAAAUAUACAAAACUACAGUUGUGAGAUAAAAAUUUAAAUAAAUUGUAUAUUUUGAAAAAUAAAACAGUGAAAAGAAA